Triticum aestivum (bread wheat) is the source of this 1570-nucleotide messenger RNA. Its product is annotated as F-box/LRR-repeat protein At3g26922-like. The transcript is spliced from 4 exons. NCBI's taxonomy places the organism in Eukaryota, Viridiplantae, Streptophyta, Magnoliopsida, Poales, Poaceae. Gene Ontology annotation, molecular function: protein binding. The coding region runs from base 69 to 1400 and encodes 443 amino acids. The record is from RefSeq and is a predicted model, not a curated record.
CCUAGCGAUACGGUGCUUGUUUCCUCGUCCUCGUGUAGUCGUGCGGCGGAUCACCUGUUCCCGGCGGGAUGCGCCGGGGGCUAGGCGGGACCAGAGGGGUCCGCGGAGCAGGCCGGCUAGGCGCGCUCCCGGACGAGGUCCUCCAGCACGUGCUCUCGUUCCUGCCGUCGCGCGAGGCCGUGCACACCAGCCUGCUCGCCCGCCGCUGGCGCCACCAGUGGAAGUCCGCGCCGGCCCUGCGGAUCACCGGCGCCGACUCCUUCAAGAGCGCCCGUGAACUCAACGACUUCGUCAACUACCUCAUCGCCCUCCGUGGCCGGCCGCCCCUCCACGCGUGCGAGUUCGAGGCCUGCGAGGUGUACGACUACGAGGACUAUGAUGAGGGCUCCCAAGACGACGACGGCGAGCGGUCACGGUACACCGAUCUGUGGAUCCGGUACGCCUUGUCAUGCCACGCUCGGCUGCUUCGGAUCAGGGACCAUGACCCUAACAACGUUGAUCCCAAAAACGAGGCUCCGCUGAAUGUUCUGCUUGAGACUCCCAUCUCCUCCCCGCAUCUCACGACGUUGGAUCUCGAUGGUGUGAUCUUCUCGAGCAAAUACUCUCUGGAUUUCUCGAGUUGCCCGAACCUGGAGACCGUAAAGAUGCACCGUUGCUCCUUCUCAAUCAUAUGCUGCGACGGUCCCAUCAAGGUAUCUUCGCAAUCUGUGAAGUAUCUUAGCAUCACGGACUAUAAUUUUCCUCGUUAUGACAAGAAGGGAGCUCUCAUAUCUGUCCCAAACCUCGUCUACUUAGAGCUGGGUAGCGGCCGUGGCAAGGUUCCUACGUUUGAGUGCACGCCGUCGUUGCUAGCAGCAUCUAUCAAGCUUGAUGAUAAGGAUGGUUCCUUCCUCCUUGAGCGCUUGUCAGCUACCAUUAAUCUAGAGCUCAUGAUCGAGCCUCAAGCGUCUGCUGCUUUCAGGAAAGAACUAAUACGGUGCACCACAUUUAGCAAGCUCAAAACUUUGUCACUAGAUGAUUGGUGUGUGGAGCCUGAUUACAGCCCACUACUUUACUUUCUCCGGCGGUCACCAAGUCUCGAGAACCUCCACCUCCGACUAUCUAAGAAAUAUAAACAUGCCGAAGAAACAGACGGAAGCUACGCUCCAAUAGAACCGUUUUUGGCAUCAAAGAAUCUUAGGGUUGUCAAGAUCAAAUGUCUGGCCCAAGAUGAGCGUGUUCCCAAAAUUGUGAAGGUCCUGAGUUCAUGUGGAGUAACUGCUGAGCUAAUCAGCAUCAACAAAAGAAUUUGGUCUUCCGACAGAUCAUAUUCAGAUUUAGAGGAGUCAAAUUAUUCACAUUCAGAUUCAGAGGAGUCAAACUAUUCACAUUCAGAUUCAGAGCAAGAGCAAUCGGAUUAAACGCUUGGAACGUUGACAUGAGUUUACUAUCUUCCUUCGACCCAAAAUUUCUAGUUGUCGAGUCAAGACCUUUUUUUGUUCAAAAUACACAAAACUAGAGAUAUGGAUGCAACUGGGAUUUGGUUCAUGUGUUGAACAUGAGCCCAUGUUAUUUGCUUUAUACUUUUGGA